GCCAUCUGUUAUUUACUUGACGAGACCCGCGUCAUUGAUGUGCCCUGAACGACGGAAUCCUCAAUUUCAUACUGCACUAUCGCUCCUUUUCCCCGCGAUAUCAAGAUGGGGGACAUGUUGGCUUGGUAUAUCGUCAUUUUCCUAGGAUCGGCUGUAUUGACCAGCAUCUCCGUUUACAACUCCGAAUUCAUCAGCAACCCGACCGCAUCGUUCCUGGUACACCUCACAACUAGCAUCAUCCUCUACUUCACUUCCCUCACCUGCCUCUCCCUUACCGCCAUCGAAGACUGGAGACUCCAAGCUCGCCUGGAGCGAAAAAGGGGCCGCGGCCUCGAGCCCUUUCGGUUUUUCCCCAAAGAGCAUGCAAUUUUCGUAACGCGUGGGACAGGCCUGGCGGCGGGCGCCUACGUCAUGGCGCUCCCGCUGCUAAUGCCGACGGACGACGUGAUUGCACAGGUCUGCCUGCGCAUACCGACCUUCUUCUAUGCGUGCAAGUGCUGGGACCUGACAAUCGUGCGAGCGAGAAAGCCACCUGUUCCGCGGAAUGGGAAAGACGCGGUGAUUUAUGGGCUGACGAGCUGGAGACCUGUUGCUUCCUAUGUCUGGCGGCUUGCCUCGGAGACUAGAUAUGCCUCUUUCGACAUUGCCGUAGACGAGUCGAAGCGAAAGGGUAUUCCAAAGAGCGCGGCCUGGAGUUAUGGUCCUCUACUCGUUAUCCCUCUGACAUAUCUAUUUCCUGUCACGGAGCUCAAGGUCAUGUGUGGCCUACUUGCGAUCCAGUACGGUCUAGAGGGCAUCCACUUCAUCUUUCAUCCCCGCUGCCCUAAUGAGCUCUUCUUCCAGCCAUGGGCAGCAGAGAGCUUUUCCAGCUUCUGGGCCAUUCAUUGGCACCACGGGGCACAACCAUUUCUUCAACAUCUAGGAUACGUUCCCGCCAGAGCCCUUUUCACGCGUCUAUUUGGACAAGAUGCCGGAAAAGCCGCUGGUGUACUCGCGGCUUUCAGUCUCAGUGGGGUAUGGCACGCCUGGUGCGGAGUCGUUCUGACUCUGGACGAGUAUGCCUGGACACAGGCUAUGGGCCUGUGGGGGGUAUUCAUGGUGCAAGGUGUGGGGUGCUUGGUCGAGCGCGGGCUCCUCAGGAGUGAGAGCUGGAGGACGGGGCGGAGGAAACAAGUUUUGACUGCCUUGUGUUGGAUGUGUUCAGUAGAGUCUGCAGCUAUUUGGUUGAGGUACGGGGAAGCGCGAGCAAAGAGACCCCAGGGCUGGACUACAUUGUAGAGAGAAUGAGGCCAAGGGAUAUUAGAGGACAGCCUUAAAACGAUAGAGGGCAGCCAUGGAGACGAAGAAAGGCAUGUGCCGUUCCCGAGAACAGCCUGUAUGGGGAGCUUUACCCCCAGGGCCAAGGCAGCGAGAGCUCUGGCCCGAAGAUGUGAUAGAACAUAGAUCAUUGAAGGAAAUGUUUUGGGACUUCAAUGUCUGCUGAGCGGAAACAGAAUCUGUCACUGAGCCGCUUCUUGACCCUGGUAACUGCGUGUCCAAUGAUACUGUGGCGUGGCCUGGCGCCCGCAUCCUGUAC
This is a messenger RNA of Colletotrichum godetiae, 1576 nucleotides long. RefSeq lists its product as uncharacterized. The coding region runs from base 106 to 1278 and encodes 390 amino acids. The record is from RefSeq and is a predicted model, not a curated record. Gene Ontology annotation, biological process: lipid metabolic process. Lineage: Eukaryota; Fungi; Ascomycota; Sordariomycetes; Glomerellales; Glomerellaceae. The transcript has a single exon.